Molecule: messenger RNA, 2349 nt
Organism: Brienomyrus brachyistius
Lineage: Eukaryota; Metazoa; Chordata; Actinopteri; Osteoglossiformes; Mormyridae
Gene: trnt1
Product: tRNA nucleotidyl transferase, CCA-adding, 1
Exons: 8
Coding region: 249-1544 (431 amino acids)
Biological process (GO): RNA processing
Molecular function (GO): nucleotidyltransferase activity; RNA binding
Source: RefSeq, a predicted model, not a curated record
GUCGACAGUGAGUUUCGGGCAUGUCAAACGUAAGAUGAAGAUUCGUAAGUUGAUCUGAGGUAGUGCAGAUAUUAAGUUUUAUUCAUGGUUCCUGGCAUUGGUUUGAUCUGAAAUGUUAUUAUUUGCAGGUUAUUUUGUAAGAUUGCUAAUAAAUACAUGUAGUUGUUGGCAGCUGCGUAAGUGGUAAACGUGUUAAGUUUCAACCUGAAUGGCUAGCUGACCAGGUAACCGUUUUUUAUCUACGUCACAUGUGGGGACGAAUGUUUCUGAAGCCUGUUGGAAUUGGGAAAAUUUGUCGAAUUUUGGAUUACAGAGCACUGUUCACCAUGCAACUAAAAACAAAAGAGUUUGAGUCCUUGUUCACGGACGGACUUAAUGGAAUAGCAGACAUCUUUAAGAAGCAUCAGUUUGAGCUCCGGAUAGCUGGGGGUGCCGUGAGAGACCUCCUUUCUGGGAUGCGGCCUGAAGAUGUAGACUUUGCUACCACAGCCACACCUGAUGAAAUGAAGAGCAUGUUCCAGGCAGGAGGUGUCAGGAUGAUCAACAAUAAAGGAGAGAAGCACGGCACCAUCACUGCCAGGCUCCACAACGAGAACUUUGAAGUGACCACACUGCGCGUGGACGUGCAAACAGAUGGACGACACGCUGAGGUGGAGUUCACCACGGACUGGCAGAAGGAUGCAGAGCGCAGGGAUCUUACCAUAAACUCCAUGUUCCUCGGCUUAGAUGGGACUUUGUACGAUUAUUUCAACGGCUAUGAGGACCUCCAAAACCGAAAGGUCAGAUUUGUGGGCAGUGCAGCUCAGAGGAUCCAGGAGGACUACCUACGGAUUUUACGCUAUUUUAGGUUCUACGGCCGUAUUGCUACACAACCUGGGCAGCACGAGCCUGAUACGCUCCAGGCUAUCAGGGACAAUGCCAGUGGACUGGCGUCCAUCUCCGGAGAGCGUAUCUGGGUUGAGUUGAAGAAGAUGUUGGUGGGAAAUCAUGCUGCCCACCUGCUAGAUCUUAUUUAUGAGCUAGGCGUUGCCCAGUUCAUUGGCCUGCCAGAAGGUGGCAACGUGGAGGAGUUGAAGUCUGUGUGGCAGAGGUCCCAUGGCUGGUCAGCCAAGCCCAUGACCCUCUUGUCUGCGCUUUUCUGCUGCUCUAAUGAUGUGGACAAGCUGGACCUGAGGCUGAAGAUUUCCAAAGAAGAGAAAAACCUGGGCCUCUUCCUGGUGAAGUACAGGAACAAGCUUCUGAAGGCCCAGGAUGAACCACAAGCCCUCAUUCCGUACACCGACUUCAUAAUUGAUUCCAGGGAGCCAGAUGUUCAGCUGAAGGUUUGUGAACUCUUGAAGUAUCAAGGUGAGGGACAGCUGCUGUAUGAGAUGAAACGAUGGACCAUCCCUCGCUUCCCCGUUAGUGGGCACGACCUUCGCAAAAUGGGCAUCACAUCAGGCAAGGAGAUUGGGACUGUCCUGCAGAACCUGAGAGAAAUCUGGAAGAAGAGCCGCUACCAGAUGGACAAGGAGGAGCUUCUGAGCCAAGUGAACAGAUCAUGAUGUGGAACUGCGGUUCACAAAAGCAGGUUGUGACCUACAGGAAGGCUGUGUACUGAUGUGGGAGCUCCGUCUGGGCUCGACCUGUCGGCAGGCUGGAGAAGACGGUGGAAGAGCAGAUCUGUGUCACACAGAGGGCCUCACUCUGUGGGCUCCCACAAACCUUGCUCUGUGCCGCUUUGCUUUCCGUCUGUUGUGGUUUCACAGCAGUCCUGUGAUCCAUCGAGAAGAUCUGAUGGCGUUCCAGAGAACUUUUUUCAUGUCUGCUGCUCCAUAUAAUUUUACAGGUUUACGCAUCAGGAGGUAUAUUGUUAUUUCAGAAAAAUAAUUUUUAAGAGAAAUCUGGCUACCAGUUACCAGUUGGUACUUUUGCUUGUCACUGGGGCUGUAUCCUCAAGGGUCUGCCAAUUGUACCUUAUAGCUGUAGGUAAAUAUACCUUUUAAGUUACAGAAAUGGACUCUGAGGAACAUCCCCAAGGUACACACAAUAUUAUUGUACCCCCAAUGGUACAAAAAUGUUCCUCAUAGCCCAUUUCUGUAUCUUAAGAGGUACAUUUACCCUUGAGGGUGCAGCCCCAGUGACAAGCAAAGGUACAAAUCUGUACCCUUUUUUGUUAAACCAUACUGUGUCAGAUUAAUGGAAAGCAUGACUUUAAUAUAAAAUAAUUAACUGUCUUUUUGUGUUCAGUUUUUUAUAUCUGAAAGUUCAUGCAUUUUCAUUUUUUCAGUAGCUAUUUAUUUUGUGCACACCUGUUCCCAGGAGGCACCUAAGAUCUGACGUCGUUCUAUUACCCUCUAUAAUUAAACA